AUGCACCGUGCCCUGAAGAGUUGGACCCUUUGGGCCCUUGGUGUGGCGGCACAUCUUGAGGAGGAGUGCCAAAGAUACUUGAGAGUGAAAGGAUUUGCGGAUCCAAUUGAUUUGGCCAAUGCCUUGAGCUUGUUGGACAGCCCAGUGCCCUGUGCCGAGAACAAGACGGCGCAGAUCCUUUAUGCUCCAAACCCUGAACCGAGCAUCCCAGGUGCGACAGACACCACCAGCUUGAGCUGCCGCUAUGGCAAUCCACAAAUGUGGCAGCAUUGCGGAGUUUGCUGUGGCUUGCGCCCGCACUUCAACUGGGUCAUAGCCACAUGUGAGGAAACCCAGGGCACUGGCCAGUUUUGCUCGGGCCUUCCGCGAUGUCUCAUAGACGGCUCGCCGAAGAUCAAUUAUGUGGCUGCCUAUCAGUUUGAUGGGGAGCAUUUUGUUUUGAUGGAUGAGUCAACUGCAGGGGAGCUCGACACCGAAGGUGUUGCUGGCAACUACUGGCAGGGAACUGGCUUCUCCGCGCAGAACCAGUCCUUCCGGUGGAGAGGAGGAGUGACACCACCAGCAGGUUUGUGGAUCCUGAGUGCAGAGAAUUUCUACUAUGGUGCCUUCUACAUGCUGUCACAGCUCAACCUGAAUUUGGAAGGGCAAGGUCUUCCCACAGGUACGAACUGCUGGAUGUGGGAAUUGGAUCCAGUGGAGGGCACUGCGGGUUGGGAGCCUGGCAAGCCUUUGCCUGGUAACCUCAACAUGGCCUACAGCACAGAGAAUGCCCAAGCAAGUGGUUGCAUGCCCAUUUCGUACACUUCAAGACAAGCAAACGGUAUGCGCUCCGAAUUCAAGUUUCCCGAAGCCUUCCGGAGCUCAUGUGCAAGCAAGCCUGAUCAGCCAGGCUGCAGGCCAUGGCGAGAAACCAUCCACUGGGGUGGAGGCCGGGAAGGCACCCAAAGAUUUGAAAACCUUUGGGAUGAGCCCUACGUCUUCGCGGUGGUUGUAGAUGCCCAGGGUUACUGGAUCUACCGCUGGCGGCCGACUGCAUACGCUGGUGCUCCUGACCCCAGUGGAGUAAAGACUGGCUGGACUGGAGUGGAGCGUUUCAAAGCGCUGCGAAAGCUGCCCGCGCGACCCUCCCCCGUGCGAGACGUUCGAGGCUUACGGACGGAUGUGCCUGGACACGUGGCCGAGGCAGUGGUUUUGCAACCGAGCCUUUCAACUGAGGCGACCUGCUUGAGAUCCUCCGUGGAGGAGGUCACCUGGCAAUGGGGUACCGAUGCUCUAGCUGCAAUGGCUCAACAACUUGGGGAAGCUGGUCCCGGUUCCAGAUUUGAAGGAACUCAGAAUUGGUGGUCCAGUUUCACGGACACUUUGCAGUAUGCCAACUAUCCUGCUUCGAUCAUGGGACUAGAGGCUCGCAACAUGACGGAAGCUUUGAAUUGCAAUACGGGCAAGACUUUUACUUGCUCUUGUGCAGCAAGUGAAGAGCAAACAUUCUCCGCGCCCGAUGUCUACGUGUAG
This is a messenger RNA of Durusdinium trenchii, 1512 nucleotides long. The record is from the annotation of a GenBank genome assembly. NCBI's taxonomy places the organism in Eukaryota, Dinophyceae, Suessiales, Symbiodiniaceae.